Dictyostelium discoideum AX4 is the source of this 957-nucleotide messenger RNA. RefSeq lists its product as hypothetical. NCBI's taxonomy places the organism in Eukaryota, Evosea, Eumycetozoa, Dictyosteliales, Dictyosteliaceae. The transcript has a single exon. The record is from RefSeq and is a predicted model, not a curated record. The coding region runs from base 1 to 957 and encodes 318 amino acids.
AUGAAUAUAAAUUCAUUAAUAUUAAAAGAAUCACAAACAUCUACAUCACCAUCAAAGGUUACUGCAUAUGUUUCACCAUUGGUAACCUCUAAACAUCAAUCAUCAAGAUCAACAUAUAACUCAUCCCCAACACCAUUUUCACCAAUUUCUCCAAUACCAUCACAAUCACCAUCACCAUUCCAAAUUUCUCCAAUUGGUUCACCAUCACCAUUACCAUCACCAAUUAUAUUAAAUCCAUUUUUAAAUAAUUUUGAUGAAACAAACAAUUAUAAUAAUAAUAAUAAUAUUAAUAAUUAUAAUAAUAAUAAUAAUUAUAAAACAACUAAUACCACAACUACAACAAUAUCCACUAAUUUUAAUAAUAAUUAUAAUUAUAAUUAUGAAUCAAUACAAGCACCAACACCAUCAUCAUCAUCACCAUCAUCAUCAUCACCAUCAUCAUCAUCAUCAUUGUCAAAUUUCAACGUCAGUAAUAAUAAUAAUAAUUAUAAUAAUAAUCAAACAAAUUAUAAAUGCAAACAUAUUAAUUGUGAAUAUUUAAAAAAGUCAUUCAGUACUGAACAAGCAUUAUCAAGACAUAAUGGAUAUGAUCAUAAUUGUCCACCAUCUUGUAAUCAAUGUUUAAAAAAUCAAAAUAAAAAAAUCAGAAAUAAUAAUAAUAAUUAUUUUAAAAACAAUUAUAAUAAUUUUGAUUAUUAUAAAAAUAUUGUUAAUAAUAAUAAUAACAGUAAUAAUAAUAAUCCAUGUCAUGUUAUUGUACCACAUGUAUCAAAUACUCACAACCAUCCACAAGAACAACAACAACAACAACAACAAUCUCAAAUAAUUUCAUCAAAUCCAAACCAAAAUUCAAAUCAAUUUAUUGAUUCUCAACAAGGUUAUGUUAACUUUAAACUUGAUUCCACAAAUAAAAAAUUAAAAACUACACAUUCUGUAAAUUUAAACAAUAGCCAAUAA